AGCUACAACUUGCAACUUCCAUAACUACCCAUGCACCAAUGAGAUGCAAUUUAUGAAGAGCACAUGGGACCAUUGAGACCUUAUAAGUAGACAUGCACACAGUGACACAGCACACAGGAAACACCAUGUGAAAUUACAUAAAUGACCUUGUUUGCCCUCACCCUCUUCUUAUUGGCUCCUCAUCCUCACAAAUCAAAUUACAAAAUUUCUUCCCUCUUCUACUCUGCUUCUGUUCUUCUGGACUAACUUUGUGUUGCAUCUUUUCAAAGAAACAUUCUUUUUAGCUCCACAACUAAGGUAUGGAUCAUAUUGAGGAAAACAAGAAAUGUAUGGAUAUUGAGGAAAACAAAUGUAGUUCAAGAUAUGGUAAACCUCCUUGGAUUUUUAAAGGAAGUGCACUGUACCAGUUUCAUCUUGUGAAGGCAGAUAUUGCUAGAGCUAUUAUUCCAAAAGAGUUCAGAUUAGUUCAAGCUUUUGGGUACACUCUAGGAGGUUUCUUUCUUGCAGAUUACAGUGAGAGCCCAUUUGGACCCUUUGAUGAGCUUGUGGUGAUCGCAGGAAUCGUAUGGAACCCGCCAACGUCUCAUGCGUGGGCUGCAAGGGUUUAUGUCAAUAGUGAGGAGGCUUGCAAGCAUGGAAGAAAGGAAUUCGGGCUUCCAAGUCGCGUUGCCACUCUUUCCAAGGGUAUAAAAGCCAUUUCAAGGGGACCGAAGAGAAAAGGCAACGCAUUUUUGUCAACUAGUGAUGUUGGUACGGAUAGUAACAUAAAUAUUCGAGUAGCUGAUAUCAAUGGUCGUGUGGCAACUAGCCUCUAUGAUAUUACACUCGCUUCUCCUGUUUUAAAGACGAAUCUGUUGAAGUGGAUGAGUAUGGGCCCAGAGAUUAAGAUGUCACUUCCAAGCUUUAGCGGUCACACAGAGCAUAAACCUCAGCUUCUUAAGUACAGAUGUCAGAUCGAGUGCAGGGUGAAACCUACAUUGCCAGCAAGAGUUUUAGGUGAGUUGGAUCGGAAACAUACAUCUGAAUCGCAAAAUGUGGAGCUGAAUGAAUACUCAGAUAAAGGAGAACUUAGCAGAUCAGUGAUGCUUUCAAAACCGAUAUUAGCGUUCAAGUUCAACUGCCUGAAGAUGGAGGUUGAACCUCCUGUUGUAGUUUCGAAAGGGUCCCAUCGUCCCUUGUACUGAAAGUCAAACUUUUGACCAAAUUGAUGUGCAAAUGGACCUGAAAUGGUUAGAUUUGGAUUAUGUUUUAUGUUUAACGAGUUAAAUGUGUAUAUACAAUCCAGAAGACUAGAUGAAAAGAAAAACAGUUAAUGUGUAAGUUGAUCAAUGUAUUUGGUGAAUGCAGAUAGAAAAAAUUAAAAGCCUAAAAA
Helianthus annuus (common sunflower) is the source of this 1372-nucleotide messenger RNA. Its product is annotated as protein NEOXANTHIN-DEFICIENT 1. The transcript has 11 exons. Lineage: Eukaryota; Viridiplantae; Streptophyta; Magnoliopsida; Asterales; Asteraceae. The coding region runs from base 300 to 1184 and encodes 294 amino acids. The record is from RefSeq and is a predicted model, not a curated record.